AUGGUGCACCGGCGGGCAGUGAAGGCCGUCGACGCGGCGCUGCGUGACGUGCGUGAGUCGGAGUUCGGUGAUCUCUUCACCGUUUUCGCGGGCGACUGGCAGCAAAUCCUGCCGGUUGCCAGGGGCGGUGGCAGGUGUCACAUUGUCGACGCGUGUCUCAAGUCGUCUCCCCUGUGGCAGCACGUGACGUGCCUCACGCUGCGCAACAAUAUGCGCGCGCAGCUGCAGGGGGACGCCGAAGCGGUCCUCCUCAUGCGUAAUCUCGACGCACCCAGCUUGAUCAUCGGCACGCUGUGCGUGACGGUCGCAUUGUCCGCCGCCGUCCUGGAGCUGAAAAAUAUCACCGGUCCAGACCGCAGCCACGUGAUCGCUGCGCCGCGGAUUCCGAUCGAGUCUACCCCGGACUCUGGCCUGGUGUUCUCAUUCCGACGCCUGUAG
Molecule: messenger RNA, 438 nt
Organism: Pollicipes pollicipes
Lineage: Eukaryota; Metazoa; Arthropoda; Thecostraca; Pollicipedomorpha; Pollicipedidae
Exons: 2
Coding region: 1-438 (145 amino acids)
Biological process (GO): DNA repair; telomere maintenance
Molecular function (GO): DNA helicase activity
Source: RefSeq, a predicted model, not a curated record